GCCGCCCCCGAAGGACGUGCCGGGUUUGCCGUGUUCGGCAGCAUCCCCGCGUUUCCUGCUCGAAGUGGGUGGCUGCCGGAGCAGAAAGUUUACGGCUGGCAGCUCCCACCUCGGGGUGUGUGGGAGGCUCGGCUCCUCUCCACCCCUUGCGGGCUGUCGGCAGCGGCUGGCUCCGAACGGCACGGUCUUCCCGGACUGGGACAGAGAGGAGAAGCAGCGAUCCCUGCAUGGCGCUGGUUACUGUCUGCCGAUCUCCUUCGGGCAGCGGCCACUCUACGCCCACCGGCUGCAAGGAUGAAGAUCUUCCCAGGAAGAGACAGCUGCAACGACGACACAGCUUCGUCAUGGUCAAAGGAGCUGCUCUUCUUCUACAAGAAGAAGAAAAACUUGAGGCUCUGCAGGAGAGUCCAGCCCCUUCAGACCAUAAACAGAGCGGGAAUGCUGCAGGACAGCAGGAGCUGCACUUACAACAGCUGGUGGGGCUGCUACGGCCAGAAGAUACCAUCCGGCUGGCUGUGAGGCUGGAGUCAGCUCGAAUUAAUAGAAUCCGAUACCUGCUGGUGGUGUCAGCAUUGGAGAUGGAGGGCAAGAGUGAGAUGGUGCUGCUUGGAGUGGACUUUCCUGAAGAAGGCUCAGCUGCCUGCACGCUGGGAAUGGUGCUGCCACUCUGGAGUGACACCCAGGUCUUUCUUGAUGGUGAUGGGGGAUUCAGUGUGACAUCUGGGGGGCAGACACGUAUCUUUAAGCCCAUUUCUGUCCAGACUAUGUGGUCAGCGCUGCAAGUGCUGCACAAGGCAUGCAGUGAAGCAGUCUGCAACAAUAAUUUCCCAGGUGGCAGUGCAUUGAGCUGGACUGAGUGGUACCAGAAGGCGGUGACUUCUGAGCAAAGUUGUAUUAAUGAGUGGCUGGCCAUGUCUGACCUGGAGUCUGUGCGGCCCAGUUCUCCUGCAGUCUCCUCUGACCAGCCGACAGCUCAGGAGAUGACAGAGCGGAUGAUCCGGGCCAAGCUGCGUGAGGUGAUGGCCACCACUGACCUGGAGAACAUCACCUCCAAGGAGAUCCGCACAGAACUAGAGUGCCGGGUUGGUUGCCGCCUGGAGGACUACAAGGAAUUCAUUGAUAAUGAGAUGCUGCUCAUUAUGGCUCAGAUGGAUCGACCAUCCAGGAUCUUUGACCAUCUCUAUCUGGGCUCUGAAUGGAAUGCAGCCAACUUUGAGGAGCUUCAAAGGAACAAUGUCAGCCACAUCCUCAAUGUAACCCGUGAGAUUGACAACUUCUUCCCAGAGCAUUUCAUGUACAUGAAUGUGCGGCUCUAUGAUGAAGAGACAGCACAGCUGCUGCCGCACUGGAAGGAAACCUACAGCUUCGUUUCAGCUGUCCGGGCACAAGGCUUGCGAGUGCUGGUGCACUGCAAGAUGGGCGUGAGUCGCUCUGCCUCUACAGUGAUUGCCUACAUUAUGAAGGAGUAUGGCUGGUCACUGGAACGAGCUCUCUGCCACGUACGUGAGCGGCGUCCAAUCGUUCAUCCUAAUCCAGGCUUCAUGAGACAACUGGAGCUUUACCAGGGUAUCCUGGAUGCCAGCCGACAUAGCAGCCUAUGGGAACAAAAGGUGGAGGAUGCACAGUCAGAAGGAUCUUCAGAUAUAAGUGAUGCCAGCAGUGAUCCUUCCGGAAGCCCAGGCUAUGAGACAAUAAGCUCAGAAGAAGAACCAGAAGAGACAGUGACAAGCCCCCAGUAUUGCUUUCGACCUCUGCGGGAACCUCCAGAAGAACCCAGCUGGCCUGUAGACCCACUUGAUGACACCCAACAUAGUCUUCUGGAGACAGAAGAACCUGGGGCUUCAGAUGACUCCGGGGCUGAGGAAGUGCGAAGACACCUGGCUACAGUGAGAGUAUCAGCGCAGUCAGUCCAGCCCCGACGAGAGCGUAUUAACCUCUAUGCAGUCAUGCGCAGCAUCAGUGAGAUGGAUAGUCCAGAACACAUCCCUGAGCCAGAGUGUACCACAGAAGAAGAGGUAUUUCUUCAUUCUGAGAGGAAAACCCCUGCCACUUCUGAGUCAUCCCCCUCAAAUGAAAAUAAAUUGCGAUCAACAACAGUCUCUACAGCAAAACAGGGAAUACUGGAAAGAGAACGAGCUCCGUGUCACAAGCCCGGGCGCCAUGGUCGUAAGGCUCCUAAGGGCCAUUCGCAGCUGUGCAAGCAGCUGUCAUACCAUCCAGCAAAAGGCAGAGUGCGUAAAGCUGUCAGGCGCAUGGAAGGCCCUAUCCCAUUCUGCCGCAAGCCCCCUUUACAGCACCGCCUCUCUGUGGCCCAGCUGGCUGAUGCUGCCCUGGUGGUGAGCCGAGCCAAGGAGUUUGAGGGACCCACAAAUCCUGAAAGCCCUGCUGAGCUCCAGUCGCCUUCUCUACUACAAGAGCCCCAAGCUGGUGAAGACAAUGUCCUCAAGCCUGUGCCUACUUCUCAAUCCCGGCGGAUGGUGCGCCAGGCCAGUAUAGACAUGGAUCCGAGCUCAGGGUGAAGACUUGCCUCUGCUUUCCUCCCUAUAUAAUGUUGUUAAGUAGAGUGAUUCAUGGAGCCCAGAAGCCAAACAGAGGAUUGUUCCACGGUGUGAGGUCUUCUUUCCUCUGCCUUGAAGCUAUAGCCUCAUAUUGUCCUAGGAGCCAGUAUCUGCCUAAGAGAAGGACAGCAGGGAGGAAAGGAAAUCAGCCUACCAGAAGAUCACAGCCACCUUGCAAAGCCGCCUCCACAUUGUUCCAUGGAUAAUGGGCCAGAAAAGAACCAUUGCUGGGGGGCGGGGGAGGGGGGGCGGCUCACUCUGUCCACUUGUUUCAGGCCUCAUUGAACAUUGCACAGCUCCACAUUAGGUGCCAAGUUCUGCGAUACAGGCCACUUUUUAUUGUUCUUUCAGUUUGCUGUAAUGCCACAGAGCACUUCUUUGUGGAGCAGCGCUAAAGUAGUAGCCUCUCACUGUGAUCCACUGGGGAAGAAACUGUCCCUGCUCAUUUUUGCACACACAGCUACUGUGCCAAUGCCAGCUUCACUCAACCUGAGAAUAAACUCAGUUUUCCACUUG
Messenger RNA from Eublepharis macularius, 3074 nucleotides. It is a transcript of the gene SSH3, whose product is annotated as slingshot protein phosphatase 3. Gene Ontology annotation, molecular function: actin binding; protein tyrosine/serine/threonine phosphatase activity. The transcript has 14 exons. Bases 228 to 2519 code for a protein of 763 amino acids. Gene Ontology annotation, biological process: negative regulation of actin filament polymerization; actin cytoskeleton organization; protein dephosphorylation. Gene Ontology annotation, cellular component: cytoplasm. NCBI's taxonomy places the organism in Eukaryota, Metazoa, Chordata, Lepidosauria, Squamata, Eublepharidae. The record is from RefSeq and is a predicted model, not a curated record.